AAAGAAAGAAAGAAACUAAAAAAGAAAAUCCUAAAACUCUUCCACCAAAGUAGGCAGUCUUCAUACGGAUUCUCAUGACUAAUGCAGUCAUGAGUUUGGUUGACUAAGCCACCCAAAAUCUUCAUUCACUUAACCCUUUAAAUUCCCUUCUCAAACUCUUCUUUUUUCUCAUCCACUCUUGCUACUUCUACUGCUCCAAGUUUUUUAAACUUCUUUCACCUUCAUCAACUACCCUUUUCUCCAUUCCCAUAUCUCUUCUAAUAGAAGAGAUAAAACAGAAAAAAGAGAAAGAUGAAUCACUCAUCUAAAGCUAACAUCUCUGUCAUCAUUAGAUGCUUUAUCAUCUUACUCUUAACCUGCUUAUCUGUUAAGAUAAGCCUUUGUUUCUCCAACACUCUUCCACUCAAAACACUUGUGCUUGAUGGGCAUUUGAGUUUUGAUGAAGUUCAUCAUGCAGCCAAGGAUUUUGGCAACAGGUUUCAGUUCCUCCCAGCAGCUGUUCUUCAUCCCAAAUCGGUAUCUGACAUAGCCAUUACUGUCAAGCAUAUUUGGGGAAUGGGCACCAGCUCAGAGCUGACUGUUGCAGCCAGAGGCCAUGGCCACUCUCUCCAAGGCCAGUCACAAGCUCAUAGAGGUGUGGUCAUCAACAUGGAGUCUCUCAAAAACUCUGAUAUGCAUAUUCACACAGGGAAAUUCCCUUAUGUUGAUGUUUAUGGUGGUGAGCUUUGGAUAAACAUACUGCACGAGACUUUGAAAUUUGGCUUGACACCAAAAUCGUGGACAGACUAUCUUCAUCUGACCGUUGGUGGUACUCUGUCCAAUGCUGGGAUCAGUGGACAGGCAUUUAGACAUGGUCCCCAGAUCAGCAAUGUCCAUCAACUAGAAGUUAUUACAGGUAAAGGAGAGGUGGUAAAUUGUUCAAAGGAAGAGAAUGGUGACCUGUUUAACAGUGUUCUUGGUGGACUUGGCCAGUUUGGCAUCAUAACCCGAGCAAGGAUAUCUUUGGAGCCAGCUCCUGCAAUGGUCAAAUGGAUUAGAGUACUCUACUCAGAUUUUGAAACGUUUACAAGAGAACAGGAGAGUCUGAUAUCAGCUGAGAACACUUUUGAUUAUAUUGAAGGGUUUGUGAUCAUUAACAGGACUGGACUCUUAAACAAUUGGAGAUCAUCUUUCAAUCCCCAGGACCCUGCUCAGGCUGGCCAGUUCAACUCAGAUGGAAAAACUCUUUUCUGUCUAGAAUUGGUCAAGUACUUCAACCCGGGCAACAUAGAUAUGGUAAAUCAGGAAGUGGAGAAAAUGUUAGCCAAACUAAGCUAUAUCUCAUCAACACUCUUCAUAUCAGAUGUCAGUUAUGUGGAUUUCCUGGACAGGGUUCAUGUAUCUGAAGUCAAAUUAAGGUCAAAAGGGUUGUGGGAAGUACCACAUCCAUGGCUUAAUCUUCUGAUACCCAGAAGCAAAAUCCAAACUUUUGCUGAAGAAGUAUUUGGCAAUAUCAUAACUCAGACAAGCAAUGGUCCAGUCCUCAUCUACCCAGUCAACAAAUCAAAGUGGGACAACAGAACAUCUGUAGUUAUCCCAGAAGAAGAUAUCUUCUACUUGGUGGCAUUCCUUACCUCAGCUGUUCCCUCAUCAACAGGAACAGAUGGCUUAGAACAUAUUCUAACACAGAACAAGAGAAUUCUGGAGUUUUGUGAAACUGCCCAUCUUGGAGUAAAGCAGUACCUACCCCAUUAUGCCACUCAGAAAGAAUGGAGAGCCCACUUUGGGCCACAAUGGGAUGUUUUUUCCCAGAGAAAAUCAGCUUAUGACCCUUUAGCCAUAUUUGCUCCUGGCCAAAGAAUAUUUCAAAAAGGCAACAGUAGACAAUUCUCAUGACAACUGCCAAAGCCUUGGACUUUAAUAAAAAAGAAAGAAAGAAAGAAAGAAGAUGACCUUGGUGGUGGGCUGUGGUUUUAGCCGCAAACACUGUUAAACUUAAACUUAUUAUAAUUAUUAGCUAGUUGAGAUUUUGUAAAGGGGUCAAGUGCGUAUCAAUCAUAGUUGGAAAAGGGACUGGACAACAGCCGUCCUUCCUAGAGAGGAUGUAAAUAAAUACCACAUAUAUAUAUAUAUAUAUAUCAUUUUUGUAAAGUUUAAUAACAAGUAUUAAUGUGUCAAUUUCUAUACUUUCUAAAUAUACCA
This is a messenger RNA of Humulus lupulus (European hop), 2181 nucleotides long. RefSeq names its product cytokinin dehydrogenase 6-like. Lineage: Eukaryota; Viridiplantae; Streptophyta; Magnoliopsida; Rosales; Cannabaceae. Gene Ontology annotation, biological process: cytokinin metabolic process. The record is from RefSeq and is a predicted model, not a curated record. The coding region runs from base 292 to 1875 and encodes 527 amino acids. Gene Ontology annotation, molecular function: FAD binding; cytokinin dehydrogenase activity. The transcript is spliced from 4 exons.